Molecule: messenger RNA, 2946 nt
Organism: Trichosporon asahii var. asahii CBS 2479
Lineage: Eukaryota; Fungi; Basidiomycota; Tremellomycetes; Trichosporonales; Trichosporonaceae
Exons: 2
Coding region: 1-2946 (981 amino acids)
Cellular component (GO): actomyosin contractile ring; cell cortex of growing cell tip
Molecular function (GO): MAP kinase scaffold activity
Source: RefSeq, a predicted model, not a curated record
AUGGCCUCCCGCUACGCCCAAGGCGGGCCGGGCACAACGAGCGCCGGUGCAUUCUUCCAGAACCAGCGAGCACCCCAGCAAUACAAGCCUCUCGCCGGCAUGGGCAUGAACGGCGGCAUGAACAUGAACGGCGCCGGCAUGGGCGCUGGGAUGAACGGCGGCAUGCCUCAGCCGCAGAUGCAGCCCGUCGCCAACGGAGGCGCCCCGCGAGCAGUCCGCCGAGGUUCGAACGGGGGCACGGCCCGCGGCCCGACCCCCGGCUCCGAGGACGAAGCGGCAGCGGCAAACGCAUGGACAGGAAGGACACGAAGGAUACCGCCUGGGUGCACUGGAGGGCUCUCAAGGACUUUCUCUCGGCGUGGGCGGAUAAGGAGCGACACCAUGGAGGAGGAGAUUGGCCGCUGGUUCGCGUCGUGCAGGCAAGCUGACAUUGCGCCCUCAGCCCCGUUCCUCCCUGUGCGCGACGACUUUCACCCAAAGCGGAACCAGGCGCGGCAGAAGCUUGCGACCCUGCCGAAGAACCGGUUCAAGGACCUCGCUUCCGACGUCUUCUACGAGCUCCGCCGGCGAUACCCCGAGUUCGACGACGACACCUCGCUGUACGGCGGCGACGAUGCGCAGUCUGCCACCGGCGGCCCGCCAAGAUCCGACUCGCGCUCCGCCCUCAGCCACGACCGCAAGGGCUCCGGACUCUCUUCUGGCGGCGGCGGCCAGAUGGCCCAGGUGCUCCGGGCGCAGGCGGAGGAGCCCAAGCGGUUCGCGACCCCAACAGCGGCGACGAGCGACAUUGUCGUCCCGAACAAGAGCACGAUUACCGAAGAGGCGAUCGAGGUCCCCUACGCCCGGGACAGCGUCGACGGGGCCGCCGACGAGCCGCCCGCAACCCGCUUCCGCACCGAGACGCCAGUGAGCAUCCGGAAAAACUCGCGCGACGAGGUCGUGUCUCCGCGAACGACCGAGGAGAACGGUCCCGGAUGGCACGAGCGCGACAGCUUCAUCUCGAACACAACAUCGCGGUCGAAGCCCAUCGACGGCGACGCCGAGGAGCGGAUCCGGAAGGAGUACGAGCUCCGCGUUGCAGGGCUUGAGCGGCGGUGCAACACGCUCGAGGGCGAGAAGGAGGACCUGUCCCGGCAACUGGCGGACGAGCGCGAGCGGCGCAAGGACUACGAGGACGAGGUGCGCGGUCUAAAGGAGCGCGCGACGACACACGCUUCCUCGCUCCGCAGCAUACAGCACGAGCUCGACGUGGCGAGGGAUGCGCACGCCGCUUUGCGCGAGCAGACCGACGCCUCGGCGCGGGCAGCGAGCGACGAGGCGGGGGAGUGGCGAUCUCGCGCCGAGGCGCUGGAGGACGAGCUGCGCCGUCUCGAGACCGAGCACGCCAAUUGCGGGCAGGGCGGGGCGGACGAGGCCGUCGUCGCCGAGCUGCAGGGCGAGGUGAAGAGUCUCGUCGAGGAGCUGAAUGCGCUGAGCGUGCAGAACGAGGACCUCGUUCUCGCGUCUGAGCGGCAUCGCGAGGCGUAUUCUGCGCUCGAGGCGCAGCUCGCCGAGUCGCGGAAACAGUUCCAGGCCGCGCGCACCGAGCUGCGCAACCUCAAGGCGACCUCGGUCAUGUUCACCUCGCAGCCCAUGUCGGAGGACCACCUCCCGGCCUCUCCCGACGGCAACAUUGCCGACAUGCACGUGUCUGCGUUCCAGAGUGCGAUCGACAAUCUGCUCCAGGUCGCGCGCUCGAGCCAGCCCACCGGCGUCCUGCCCGCCAUGAAGGCCAUCGUGGAGGCGGUGACGGCUAUAGGCGAGGACGUCAAGGCGUUUGAGGACCAGCCGAAUCUAGACGUGGACGUGAGCAAGCUCGAGUCGCUGAAGCACGACAGCACGACGCGCCUCGGCGCGCUCAUGACGGCGGCGCGGAACCACGCCAUGGCCUCGGGUCUCUCGCCCGUCGGCCUCAUCGACGCGGCAGCGGGCACGCUCUCCGCCAACGUGGUCGAGAUCAUCAAGCUGCUCAAGAUCCGGCGCACGGGCGCCAUGCGCGAGAUUCUGAAAAAGCGCGCAAGCAUGAGUAUAGCGGACAUGGUGCGCCGCACGCCGUUCGACGAGAACGAGGAGCGCAACGACGGAGGCGGAGGCGGGGUCGGCGGUAUGUCGCCCCGUGUGAGUCCCGGCCGCUUCGGGGCCAACGGCAGCGUGAAUGGGUACACGAACGGCUCGAGCCCCGGAUCAGGCUACGCGCCGCUCUCGCCCAAGGCGUCGCCUGCGUCGCCUGCGUCGCGCAACCAGCCCCUGGGUCACAACAACGUGAGCAGCCUAGGCGGGGGAAAGUACGAGACGCCCGCGUUCCAUACGCUCAGUGCGCAACCGGAGCUGCGCAUCAACAGCUUCCAGUCGGCCACGACGCGGUCCGACUCCUUUGACCUCGAGCGGAAACAGAGCAGUGCUUCUGGAGGGAGCUAUGCGAGCUCCCCGGGCGGCCCCGGCGGCCAAGGGCAGCAUCAGCGAUCCCCGUCCGGACCCUCAGGACAUCGGCGGCAGCCCUCCUCCGCGCAUAGGCGGGAGACCAGCUCGCGCGGCGGGGAUCGGGAAUGGGACGACGUGAAGCCGUACCUGAACACGCAAUCCUCAGCUUUGGUCUCGAGCAUCCAAUCCCUCCUCGCGGCAAUAAGGACAGGCGAUCAAGGCCAGACGCUGAACCAGCAUCUGUCCGAAGUCAUUGCGAUCAGCUCGAGCAUCGUGGGCGUGACGCGGAACUGUAUCCCGCCGAGUCUGAGAGUCAGGGGCGAUGAGUUGUUAAGAGACCUGGUCGCGAACACAAACAAACUGAGCGAGGCGCAGGAGACCUCGAGAGGCGAGCAGUUUGAUAAACAGACCCGACAGGAGAUUGCGAAUUACUCGUUUGGCGUGGCCAAGAGCUUGAAGGCGUUAAUGAAGCUGGGGGCGGAAUGA